Molecule: messenger RNA, 702 nt
Organism: Neopsephotus bourkii (Bourke's parrot)
Lineage: Eukaryota; Metazoa; Chordata; Aves; Psittaciformes; Psittacidae
Gene: TEX261
Product: testis expressed 261
Exons: 7
Coding region: 23-613 (196 amino acids)
Biological process (GO): endoplasmic reticulum to Golgi vesicle-mediated transport
Cellular component (GO): Golgi membrane; COPII-coated ER to Golgi transport vesicle; endoplasmic reticulum membrane
Molecular function (GO): COPII receptor activity
Source: RefSeq, a predicted model, not a curated record
CGACGCAGGCCCCGGCCCCGCCAUGUGGUUCAUGUACGCGCUGAGCUGGCUCUCCCUGCUCAUCCAAGUGGCCUUCGUCACCCUGGCCAUCGCGGCCGGGCUCUACUACCUGGCGGAGCUGAUCGAGGAGUACACGGUUGUCACCAAGAGGAUCAUCAAGUACAUGAUCUGGUUCUCCUCGGCCGUGCUGGUGGGGCUCUACCUCUUCGAACAGUUCCCUGGCUUCAUGGUCGGAGUGGGGCUCUUCACCAACCUCGUCUACUUCGGGCUGCUGCAGACCUUCCCCUUCAUCGUGCUCACCUCCUCCAACUUCAUCCUGUCCUGUGGGCUGGUUAUAUUCAAUCACUACCUGGCGUUCCAGUACUUCGCUGAGGAGUAUUACCUGUUCUCUGAGGUUCUUGCCUACUUCACCUUCUGCCUCUGGUUAAUCCCCUUUGCUUUCUUCGUCUCCUUGUCGGCUGGGGAGAACGUCCUGCCCUCCACAGUGCAGCCUGGAGACGACGUGGUCUCCAACUACUUCACCAAAGGGAAGAGGGGGAAGCGCUCUGGGAUCCUCCUCAUCUUCUCUUUCAUCAAGGAGGCCAUCCUGCCCAGCCGACAGAAGAUCUACUGAGCAGGGAUGCUGCCCUGACGGAGCGGGGCAGCCCCAGACUGUGCAGGGGGCUGUGGGGCAGCAGCCCUGACCCCAGGCCUCGCUCCAUC